AUGAAUAUAUUAUCGAAUAAACAAUCAAUAGUAGUUCAACUUAAGUUAUCCCUCACACAUUCAUCAUCAUCAUCAUCAUCAUCAUCAUCAUCAUCAUCAUCAUCAUCAUCAUCAUCAUCAUCAUCAUCAUCAUCAUCAUCAUCAUCAUCAUCAUCAUCAUCAUCAUCAUCAUCAUCAUCAUCAUCAUCAUCAUCAUCAUCAUCAUCAUCAUCAUCAUCAUCAUCAUCAUCAUCAUCAUCAUCAUCAUCAUCAUCAUCAUCAUCAUCAUCAUCAUCAUCAUCAUCAUCAUCAUCAUCAUCAUCAUCAUCAUCAUCAUCAUCAUCAUCAUCAUCAUCAUCAUCAUCAUCAUCAUCAUCAUCAUCAUCAUCAUCAUCAUCAUCAUCAUCAUCAUCAUCAUCAUCAUCAUCAUCAUCAUCAUCAUCAUCAUCAUCAUCAUCAUCAUCAUCAUCAUCAUCAUCAUCAUCAUCAUCAUCAUCAUCAUCAUCAUCAUCAUCAUCAUCAUCAUCAUCAUCAUCAUCAUCAUCAUCAUCAUCAUCAUCAUCAUCAUCAUCAUCAUCAUCAUCAUCAUCAUCAUCAUCAUCAUCAUCAUCAUCAUCAUCAUCAUCAUCAUCAUCAUCAUCAUCAUCAUCAUCAUCAUCAUCAUCAUCAUCAUCAUCAUCAUCAUCAUCAUCAUCAUCAUCAUCAUCAUCAUCAUCAUCAUCAUCAUCAUCAUCAUCAUCAUCAUCAUCAUCAUCAUCAUCAUCAUCAUCAUCAUCAUCAUCAUCAUCAUCAUCAUCAUCAUCAUCAUCAUCAUCAUCAUCAUCAUCAUCAUCAUCAUCAUCAUCAUCAUCAUCAUCAUCAUCAUCAUCAUCAUCAUCAUCAUCAUCAUCAUCAUCAUCAUCAUCAUCAUCAUCAUCAUCAUCAUCAUCAUCAUCAUCAUCAUCAUCAUCAUCAUCAUCAUCAUCAUCAUCAUCAUCAUCAUCAUCAUCAUCAUCAUCAUCAUCAUCAUCAUCAUCAUCAUCAUCAUCAUCAUCAUCAUCAUCAUCAUCAUCAUCAUCAUCAUCAUCAUCAUCAUCAUCAUCAUCAUCAUCAUCAUCAUCAUCAUCAUCAUCAUCAUCAUCAUCAUCAUCAUCAUCAUCAUCAUCAUCAUCAUCAUCAUCAUCAUCAUCAUCAUCAUCAUCAUCAUCAUCAUCAUCAUCAUCAUCAUCAUCAUCAUCAUCAUCAUCAUCAUCAUCAUCAUCAUCAUCAUCAUCAUCAUCAUCAUCAUCAUCAUCAUCAUCAUCAUCAUCAUCAUCAUCAUCAUCAUCAUCAUCAUCAUCAUCAUCAUCAUCAUCAUCAUCAUCAUCAUCAUCAUCAUCAUCAUCAUCAUCAUCAUCAUCAUCAUCAUCAUCAUCAUCAUCAUUUCGAUCACCCUUCGUUCUCCUUUCUCUUCUACUGGUUAGCAGUUCGUAG
Molecule: messenger RNA, 1431 nt
Organism: Schistosoma bovis
Lineage: Eukaryota; Metazoa; Platyhelminthes; Trematoda; Strigeidida; Schistosomatidae
Source: the annotation of a GenBank genome assembly